Quercus lobata is the source of this 1576-nucleotide messenger RNA. RefSeq names its product O-acetylserine (thiol) lyase B (gene OASB). Bases 160 to 1377 code for a protein of 405 amino acids. The transcript is spliced from 10 exons. Gene Ontology annotation, molecular function: cysteine synthase activity. Lineage: Eukaryota; Viridiplantae; Streptophyta; Magnoliopsida; Fagales; Fagaceae. The record is from RefSeq and is a predicted model, not a curated record.
UAAAGUCUUGAUUUUUAAAAGAGUGGCUCACUUUUUCUGGUGAAGAAAAUAGAAAAGAGUGGCUCACUUUUUUCAUAUAAAGCAAGCAGAAGCAGAGGCAGGGCAGAGGUCAAUAACACAAACACCAAAAGAAAGACAAAGCAAAGCAGUAAACGAACAAUGGCUGCUGCUUCGUCUGCUUAUCUGAUCAACUCCAAAUCUGAACUCUUUGUUACUGACCCUUCUCGUACUUUGAGACAAAAAACCACCUGGGUGGGCCCCACCACAACAAACUCUUUGAGGUUGUUUAGGAACACCAAGAAUUCUGGAAGCAUCAGCAUCAGCAGCAACAGCAACAAGCUCUCUUCUUCUUCUUCAGGUUGUUCUAUUGUCUGCAAGGCUGUGUCUGUGAAAGCCCCCACUGAGAUUGAGGGUCUCAACAUUGCUGAGGAUGUUUCUCAGCUUAUUGGGAAAACCCCAAUGGUUUACCUGAAUAAUAUUGUAAAGGGGUCUGUAGCAAAUAUUGCUGCCAAGCUUGAGAUCAUGGAGCCGUGUUGUAGUGUCAAGGACAGAAUAGGUUACAGUAUGGUAACUGAUGCAGAACAAAAAGGACUUAUAACGCCUGGAAAGAGUAUUCUGGUGGAACCUACAAGUGGAAACACAGGCAUUGGUCUUGCGUUUAUUGCUGCUUCAAAAGGAUAUAGACUCAUCUUGACAAUGCCAGCAUCAAUGAGUUUGGAAAGAAGGGUUCUUUUAAAAGCAUUCGGGGCUGAGCUUGUAUUGACUGAUUCAGCAAAGGGCAUGAAGGGAGCAGUUCAAAAGGCUGAAGAGAUUUUGAAAAGCACACCCAAUGCCUACAUGCUUCAACAAUUUGACAAUGCUGCUAAUCCUAAGAUACACUAUGAAACAACUGGUCCAGAAAUUUGGGAAGAUACAAGAGGCAAGGUGGAUAUAUUUAUAGCAGGCAUUGGAACUGGUGGAACUAUUUCUGGUGUUGGUCGGUUCCUUAAACAGCAAAAUCCUAAAAUAAAGGUAAUCGGUAUAGAACCUACAGAAAGCAACAUACUUUCUGGUGGAAAACCUGGUCCUCAUAAGAUUCAAGGAAUUGGAGCUGGUUUUGUACCCAGGAAUUUGGAUCAAGAAGUUGUUGAUGAAAUCAUAGAGAUAUCAAGUGAUGAAGCUGUUGAAACUGCAAAGCAAUUAGCACUCCAGGAAGGGUUGCUGGUGGGUAUCUCCUCUGGAGCUGCUGCUGCUGCUGCCUUGAAGGUUGGAAAGAGACCUGAGAAUGCAGGGAAGCUUAUUGCAGUGGUGUUUCCCAGCUUUGGAGAACGAUAUCUCUCCACAAUUCUUUUCCAGUCGAUCAGGGAAGAAUGCGAGAAAAUGCAACCCGAGCCAUGAAAUCCCUUUGUUUGAGUUACAAUUUAAUGAAAUAAAGUAUUGUUGACUCAAAUUGUUUCUAAUGUAUCUGCACAUUUGUAUUCCAAAUCAUCCAUUAUGUACUGUAUGUUCGAUCUGGGUCUUAGGCUUGUGAAUGGUAUGCUUCUCUUUGAAAGAUGAAUCCUAAGAAUCGAAAUUGUCCCAGGUGGAUUCAUGUACA